AUGGCGUCCCAGGAUGGCCUACGCAGGGGCCGUGGAGGCACACGCCUGAGCCUCCACUUCCUGAUCUGGCUUCAGCUUCUUCAGCCCCUGCUCAGUGAGCCAUACCGACCCGAGAAGGAUUCCAGAGUGAACCUGGCAAGCCCAGAAGCCCGGACACCUCCUGUGCACCCGAAAUUCCCAAAAAUUCCAGAAACCUCUGUAGCUCCAGGGACUUCAGCGCCCGCAGGGCCUCCAGGAUCCUGGGUUACUUCAGCAUCUACAGUGGGAGAAGCCUUGGAAUCCGACAGGAUCUCUGACCUUGGAAGUCCCCUCUCUUUACUGAGCCCACCAGCCUGUGGCCACCGUGUUUCAAGGAUAAUUGGAGGAUUGCCAGCCCUAAACAGGAAGUGGCCCUGGCAGGUGAGCCUCCAGACCGAAGACAAACACCUCUGCGGAGGCUCCCUCAUCGACAGGCGCUGGGUGCUCACUGCUGCCCACUGUGUCUUUAGUGAUUUGGAAUACAAGGUGAAGCUGGGAGACACUGACUUGAAUGCUGGUUCCAAAAACGCACUGGUGAUCCCUGUUGAAGACAUCAUUUUUCCUAGCAAUUUUGAUUUUGCCAGUUUGACAAACGACAUUGCCCUUGCUCUGCUUGCCUACUCUGUGAAUUAUUCCUCACACAUCCAGCCUGUGUGCCUCCCGGAAAAACUUUUUGAAGUGGAAACUGGGACAGAGUGCUGGGUGACUGGAUGGGGCCGAGUGUCAGAGAGUGAGCCAUUUGUUCUUCAGGAGGCUGAGCUAAACAUUAUGCGUCAUGAGCAAUGUCGUGAGAUGAUCAAGAAGAAGAGUGUAGCCAAGAGUAAAAUGGUCACGAGGGGGACCGUCUGUGGCUAUAAUGACCAAGGGAAGGAUUCUUGUCAGGGAGAUUCUGGGGGGCCCCUGGUCUGUGAAUUAAAUGGCACAUGGUUCCAGGUGGGGAUUGUGAGCUGGGGUGUUGGCUGCGGUCGCAAAGGAUACCCUGGAGUUUACACAGAAGUUAGUUUCUACAAGAAAUGGAUUAUUGAUCACCUGAGACAAGCUUCCUGUCUGAAUUCAGCAGACUCCCUCAUCCUAGUCCUGUGUCUGAUGAUGCCCCUGGGCAUCCUGGUGACCCCGUGA
Molecule: messenger RNA, 1137 nt
Organism: Rhinopithecus roxellana (golden snub-nosed monkey)
Lineage: Eukaryota; Metazoa; Chordata; Mammalia; Primates; Cercopithecidae
Product: serine protease 44-like
Exons: 6
Coding region: 1-1137 (378 amino acids)
Biological process (GO): proteolysis
Molecular function (GO): serine-type endopeptidase activity
Source: RefSeq, a predicted model, not a curated record